CAUACAAGCUGACAGGAUUUAUCCAACAGAACAAAUCCAGAAAGAUGAGUUUGAAAAUAGCCGUUUCUGUUUGCUUGGCUAUUAUUGCCUUGGAUUCAGUUUUAGGGGCUCCUCAUAGCUCUCACAAAGAACAAGAUCUCAGGAAAAGUUUUGUUGAGUUCUUGCAACAAGAUAAAGAGUUGUCUUCGUUGUUAGAAAAAGCGAAUCUCGGAAGUUAUCCUUCGUUGUCUCGAGCUGUAAGACAAGCCGAGGAAGACGAUGUUGAAACUGACCAAGACGUUGAUACUCCUAAACAAGAAGGAUUUUUUGACAGAGCGGCCAAAUUUGUAAUGGAAGUUUUGCAGAGGUUUCUCAAAUGGGUUAAUUCAGACAAUUAAAGUGGGCAUCAGAGAAGCUGUUAAAACUUAUAUUUUGAAUGCAUUGUUUGGCUAAGUAAUUAUGUAUAAAACCACUUCUAAAAUAAAUUUUUUCCU
Messenger RNA from Tribolium madens (black flour beetle), 473 nucleotides. RefSeq lists its product as uncharacterized. The transcript is spliced from 3 exons. The record is from RefSeq and is a predicted model, not a curated record. NCBI's taxonomy places the organism in Eukaryota, Metazoa, Arthropoda, Insecta, Coleoptera, Tenebrionidae. Bases 45 to 377 code for a protein of 110 amino acids.